This is a messenger RNA of Suillus clintonianus, 1315 nucleotides long. RefSeq lists its product as uncharacterized. The coding region runs from base 202 to 1230 and encodes 342 amino acids. The transcript is spliced from 4 exons. Gene Ontology annotation, molecular function: protein binding. Lineage: Eukaryota; Fungi; Basidiomycota; Agaricomycetes; Boletales; Suillaceae. The record is from RefSeq and is a predicted model, not a curated record.
CCGGCAACAAUGACUCACACAUUAAAUACACCUACACAUAGUAUAAGCUCCUCUGCACUUUCGUCCCAACGCUACAAUCGAGACUCACCUGACAACAGCACAGUCGCCUUAAUUUUGUCUCUUUAACGCUAACACGAAUCGCUCACCAGCAUAGGCCGUGCACCCCAACCGAAUCCUAGAACCCCCUGACGUUCAAACUGAAUGACUUCCCCCGUCAACAAGCUUGUGCAAAAAAUCAUCAAGGUGAAUCGCGACGAGCAAGGGGUGCCAGCUAUCGCAUUUCUCCUCAAGGACGAACACAUCAUCUUCACUUCUCACGACGGUUGUCUCCAAAUCAUAGAGACAAAAACUGGUAAACUCGUGGGUGGCCCCUGGCAGGAUAAAGAGAGAAGUCACAUCUGCGCAGUCGACGUAUCACCAGAUCGCAGGGAGGUUGUGACUGGCAGUAAAAAUGGUAAAACACAAGUGUGGAAGUGGAAUGCCAGCGGAAAAACCUUGAAGAUGAUCGCCGAAUCAAAGCACGUUGCCGCAGCAAAUUGCGUGUGUUGGAGUCGACAUGAUGGUGGCGCACACGUCGCUAGUGGCUUCGAUGACGGCAGCGUAGCGGUCUGGCUGGUAGAAUCGGGACUCAAGAACCCCAUGAGAAUUGACGAUACCCGCCUCCGAUACAUACAUGCAAUCCAGUACUCACAUGAUGGCACACAACUCAUCGUGAGCGGUUACGACCGCGAAAUCGCAAGAUUGACAAUCGACGAAAAAGCGCAGGAGGUCCAGGUGGAUGAAGUCAUCAUAACUUGCAACAAUCCCGACGACGUGUCGAGUGCAACAUGGGCUUCAACUACAUUUGGGCAUGCAAUUGUCGCUGGCUCGUCAGACGGCAAAAUCAGGAAGAUUGAACUUCCGGAAGGUCGUGUGUCAGAGCUUGAGGGCCCAGGGCACUCCGACCUUGUCUGCGCCGUAGUUCUGUCACCAGCCUACAGAUAUGUAAUUGCAACCGCCUCUCGUGACAGUACCCUCCGAUUUUGGAAUCUCAAUACCAAGCGUACAAUUGGUCAACCACUCCCGCACUCUGCAGAUUUGACCUGUGCAGCGUUCGCAGCCAAUGGAACUUUAGUAGCCACCGGCACUUGCGAUGGCGAGAUCUACAUUUGGGAUAUAGCGGACUCACUCUCUAAGGCAAUGUCAACGGAAGACGUGAAUGUAGGGUCGCGACGGAGACGCAAAUGCUAGACCUCCCUUUGAUCCUGACUCCCCAAUCCCUACUCGACAACGGAAAUCCCCGGUCCGAAAACUCACCCAAACGGUCCGCGAGACU